Molecule: messenger RNA, 1237 nt
Organism: Galeopterus variegatus (Sunda flying lemur)
Lineage: Eukaryota; Metazoa; Chordata; Mammalia; Dermoptera; Cynocephalidae
Gene: CRTAM
Product: cytotoxic and regulatory T cell molecule
Exons: 10
Coding region: 47-1237 (396 amino acids)
Biological process (GO): detection of tumor cell; cell recognition; positive regulation of natural killer cell mediated cytotoxicity directed against tumor cell target
Cellular component (GO): plasma membrane
Molecular function (GO): signaling receptor binding
Source: RefSeq, a predicted model, not a curated record
AGAAUCUAGAGGAAGUUGACAAAGUGUCACAGCAGCCCAGCACAAUAUGUGGUGGAGAGUUUUCAGCUUGCUGGCUUGGUUCCCCUUACAAGAGGCCUUUCUGACUAACCACACGGAAACUGUCACCGUGGAGGAAGGCCAGAUGCUCACUCUGAUGUGUGUCACUUCUCUAACCAACACUGCCUCCAUCCAGUGGCUGGCCCCUUCAGGCUUCACCAUCUUUUUAAAUGAGCAUCCUGCUUUAAAAAAUUCCAAAUACCAGCUCCUUUACCACUCGGCUCGUCAGCUCUCCAUCAGCGUGAGCAAUGUAACCCUGCAGGAUGAAGGCGUGUACAAGUGUUUACAGUACAGUGACUCCGUGAGAACAAAGGAAGUGAAGGUGACUGUGAUAGCAACUCCUUUGGAGCCAACCCUGGAAGCUUCAGUUAUCAAAAGGCAAAACGGAGAAGAGCAUGUUGUACUGAAAUGCUCCACUGUGAGAAGCAAGCCCCCUCCCCAGAUCACCUGGCUGCUGCAGAACGACAUGGAGCUCUACGGUGGAACCCACCAUGAAUUUGAAACUGAUGGGAAGAAAUGUAAUACCACCAGCACACUCAUAGUCCACACAUAUGGCAAAAACUCAACAGUGGCCUGCAUCAUCCGACACAGAGGACUGCACGGGAGAAAACUGGUGGCACCAUUCCAAUUUGAAGGUUUGGUUACUGAUCAAGAGACGGCUUCAGAUGCUCUGGAGAAAAGCUCUCUGUCCUCUGAAGACCCUCGGCAGCCCACUAGUACUGUUGCAGUAAUGAAAGAUUCUAGUACAUCAGAGAUUGACAAGGAAGAGAAAGAACAAACCACUCAAGACCCAAAAGAACCUGGCUUGACCAGUGAAGCAAAUCCCCAGUACAUAGGAUUGGCAAGGAAGAACAGUGGCAUUCUGCUACUCACUCUGGUGUCCUUCCUCAUUCUCAUACUCUUCCUCAUAGUCCAGCUCUUCAUAAUGAAGCUGCGGAAAGCACACAUGAUAUGGAAAAAAGAAAAUGAAAUUUCAGAUCACACACUAGAAAGUUACAGAUCAAGGUCAAAUAAUGAAGAAACAUCAUCCCAAGACAAAAAUGGCCAAACUUCCCACCCUAAGGGUUGUAUGAACUACAUCACAAGGCUUUACUCAGAAGCAAAAACAAAGGGGAAGGAAAAUGCACAACAUUCAAAAUUAAAAGGAAAGCACAUUCAUAUACCGGAGAGCAUUGUGUAG